AUGGCCAACCGCACGGUGAAGGAUGCACAGAGUAUCCAUGGCACCAACCCUCAAUAUCUGGUGGAGAAGAUCAUCCGGACUCGAAUCUACGAGUCCAAGUACUGGAAAGAAGAGUGCUUUGGGCUUACAGCUGAACUGGUAGUGGAUAAAGCCAUGGAGUUGAAGUUUGUCGGUGGCGUCUAUGGUGGAAACAUAAAACCAACUCCCUUUCUGUGUUUAACCUUGAAGAUGCUUCAGAUUCAACCUGAGAAGGAUAUCAUUGUUGAAUUUAUUAAAAAUGAAGAUUUCAAGUAUGUCCGCAUGCUGGGGGCACUUUACCUGAGGCUGACAGGCAGCGCAAUUGAUUGCUACAAGUAUUUGGAGCCUUUGUACAAUGACUAUCGAAAAAUCAAGAGCCAGAACCAAAAUGGAGAAUUUGAACUGGUGCAUGUAGACGAGUUCAUUGACGAGCUGCUGCACAGUGACCAAGUCUGUGAUAUUAUUCUUCCCCGCCUACAGAAACGUCAUGUGCUAGAGGAGGCUAAGCAACUGGAACCUCGAGUCAGUGCUCUAGAGGAAGACUUGGAGGAUGUGGAAGAGGAGGACGAGAAGCUAGAAACAGUGCCAUCACCUGAUCACCGUCAGAGAAGUUAUGGAGGCCAGCACGAGCCCCGGCCAUCUCCACUGCAUUACAGGAAGAACAGGAGCCGGUCACCCAUUAGGCAGAGGAGACCAGCCAAAAGGAGCCCCUCCCCCUGCCGAAAAAGGCAUCUGAACUGGAGUCCAAGACAUCCCGGAAGAAGCAGGUCUCGAGGGAGAAGGCACAGAUCCCGCUCCAAGGCUCCAGGUCGCCGGAGAGGGAAUGAGUAA
Dipodomys spectabilis (banner-tailed kangaroo rat) is the source of this 849-nucleotide messenger RNA. Its product is annotated as pre-mRNA-splicing factor 38A-like. The coding region runs from base 1 to 849 and encodes 282 amino acids. The transcript has a single exon. Gene Ontology annotation, cellular component: precatalytic spliceosome. The record is from RefSeq and is a predicted model, not a curated record. Lineage: Eukaryota; Metazoa; Chordata; Mammalia; Rodentia; Heteromyidae.